CCUGGUGACCCUUCCUCCUCCUGAGGCUCGGAUCGGAUGGGUAGUCCGCGCGUAUCUCGCGGUCGCGGUGUCCAUGUCGCCGCUGCAGUGCGUUGCCAGCGUUUGCCACAGCGAGACACGCCGCCAUUCAACCGCCGAGCCGCGCUCGGGCGCUCGUCAUGGACCGCGAUAGUGAGCGACAGUGACGGUGCCGACGACACUAUGUCCCAGUCAUGGUGAAGGCGCUAUUCCUGGGCCUACUGCUAGCCGCCGCUUACGUUGGUUCCGUGAGCGCCGCCCCCCGCCCCCGGCCGGACGCCGACGAUCAAGACUCACCCCCAGCAGCCGCCCCCGAGGAGGACCCGGCCGCCCGCAGUGAGCGGAGCGCCAACCUGUCACACGUGACGGGCACCGCCAGGCAGGUCCAAAUGUUCAUCAAAAACCGCCACCUGCAGAUCCUUCCGGAUGGUACCGUCAACGGAACCACCGAUGAAAUUAGCAAUUACACAAUAAUGCAAAGGACUACUAUCGGUAUAGGACAGUUGCGAAUCCAAGGUGUUUUUACAUGCCAGUAUUUGUGUAUGGAUGAGUGUGGUUUACUGUAUGGCUCGCUUGAUUUUAAAGAUGAAUGUAUCUUUAACGAGACCAUGGAAAGGACGAACUACAACAAGUACUGGUCGAACAAAUACUCAAACGAUCGGCGGACAUUCUACCUCGCCCUGAAUCGACGCGGCCAGCCCCGAAAAGUGAUGGUCAAGGCUCGCCAGCAGCUCGGCAAACUAGACUCUUACACGCGCGUGUUGACGCGACCCGUGAUGCACGACCAUCCGAUUCGUCACCACAACCACCAGAAGUGUCCGCCCAGUGCGCCGCGCCACCAACAGCCCACAGACCCUCCUCGGUGUCGGAAGAAGAAGAAAAAAAAGAAAAAAAAACGAAAACUUGACGACGACAACGACAACGAGCCCAAGAAGGGCGACAACUCGGGACAAAAGUGUGAAGUUGCGAACACUACAGUGACUAGCUUAAGUGUGAACAGUUCGAACGCGACAACAGACAAUACGGAGUGCCAAAGAAACUUAACAACACUUGCUAACAAACUGAGAGCGAAAAACAAUCUUAAUGCGAAGUCGUUACUAGGUGAUAAGAAAAAUAAGAAUAAAAAGAAGAAGAAGAAGAAGAAAACCCUUAAUAAUAAGCAGAGGAAAAGACUGGAUCAGGUUGAUGUAGUUCAGGAGACCACUACAACGACAACGAUGACUCCUAUGACGUCGACGACAUCUCCAGAUGAUAUUUUUAACGAGGAAGAUUACCCUAUAGAGUCGUCUACUCAUCACGAUUGGGAAGAUCAGCUACCUACAGCUACGUCUAAUAGUUUGUUAGCAAAUGAGAAACAAUCUGUUUAAAUAAACGUGAAAAUAUCAAAUGAAACACCUGACUGAAUACUAGCAACACACACAUUUGUGCAUCCUUCAUCUUUUUAUUUAUUUUUACUAUUUAUUAUUGUCGCAAGUAAACAUUCCAAGCAACAUGCAUAUUUAUAAGAUAUUUUUUUUUAUUUUGCUUCGAAUGUUUACUGUGAAACGACUUACCUUGUAUAUAUAUAGUUUUACGUAAAAAUACCUCACGAUAUAUUUAGGAACCCUUUCUUAGUUUCAUAAAUGAAUAUGCUCUUUUAAUAAAAUCUCAAAAGCUAAGAUUUCCAGCCUGGAAUUACUUUUUUUAUUGACAUAUCAUCUUAAAAACCAAAUAAAAAUAAAUCACUAAUAAAAGAUAUAAAUUUAGAGUUUCUCUGUUUCUUACUUAUUUUUUGAAAAAACAAAAUAUGUUAAGAAUGAUUCGAGAAGUUCCUGAUGGCUGCGAAUCUUAGCUUUUGGUUUAUUAUUAAUAUUUUUUUUUUAAUUUGGAUUGGCAUUGAUGAAUCUCAUUAGAAAGCGAUUGAUCCCUGUAUCUGUCAAUGCCCUAAAGUAGAUUGCUGUGACUUUUUUGGUUUUAUCAUAUAUUAUACGCUUAGAUCCAGAUCUUUUUUUGUAUUUUGUGUAGAUACUUGAAUAGGAGAACAAUAGAUGUACGCAAAUAAAAAUUUUAAAAGAAAAUUAAGACAUGGUUAACUGUUUAAGGUUUUGCAGAAAUAGAGGCAACUGUAAUAGAUUAUUGCGAUACAACUUUGAGAUGUUUCGUAGAGAUAAUAUUAAAAAAAAUCUAUACAAAGACAUGUUGGAAGCCAUAUUUACCACUAUCAGUCAGUAUUAUUUUAAAACUAGAUUAAUGUAAAAAGCCAAGCAAUAAACUGUAUAAAGAAAUUA
Molecule: messenger RNA, 2285 nt
Organism: Sitophilus oryzae (rice weevil)
Lineage: Eukaryota; Metazoa; Arthropoda; Insecta; Coleoptera; Curculionidae
Product: fibroblast growth factor 23-like
Exons: 4
Coding region: 213-1385 (390 amino acids)
Biological process (GO): positive regulation of gene expression; animal organ morphogenesis; cell differentiation
Cellular component (GO): cytoplasm
Molecular function (GO): growth factor activity; fibroblast growth factor receptor binding
Source: RefSeq, a predicted model, not a curated record